AUGGUUACCAAUGUAUCACAAAAUGGUAAACAAUUAACUAUUUCACUUACAAGCUCACCAGUUGGAUGGUUCCAAAUCCAAUUAUUUAAUAACCAAGAAUUUGUAGAUAUCUUUGACUAUUGCACAUCGACCAUGAACUCGAUUACAUGUUCUCUUCCAAGUGUUGGUAGUUGUAAUUCAGUCAGUCUUUGGGGCAGCAUUGGUAUUGGAGGUCCAACCGUUCAAAAGACAUCCCAAUUCUCUUGUACCGUAGUUGCUGCUUAA
This is a messenger RNA of Cavenderia fasciculata, 264 nucleotides long. RefSeq lists its product as uncharacterized. The transcript is spliced from 2 exons. Bases 1 to 264 code for a protein of 87 amino acids. NCBI's taxonomy places the organism in Eukaryota, Evosea, Eumycetozoa, Acytosteliales, Cavenderiaceae. The record is from RefSeq and is a predicted model, not a curated record.